Molecule: messenger RNA, 2787 nt
Organism: Labrus mixtus (cuckoo wrasse)
Lineage: Eukaryota; Metazoa; Chordata; Actinopteri; Labriformes; Labridae
Product: protein asteroid homolog 1-like
Exons: 6
Coding region: 84-2129 (681 amino acids)
Molecular function (GO): nuclease activity
Source: RefSeq, a predicted model, not a curated record
CUUAAGGAAACAGAGAGUGAUCAUCAGAGUCGGUAUAAAGAGCGCAGCUGACACCUGAGCGUCAACACACAAACAGACCCAGGAUGGGAGUUCAAGGCCUGACCACUUUGAUAGAGGCCAACCCGGAGAUCUACCGGGACGUCAAGUUCAGGAAGAGACGGCUGGUGAUCGACGGCUGCAACUUCCUCUACCUGCUGUACUUCGACUCAGGUCUGGACCUGAGUCAUGGUGGGGAGUAUGCUGCGUUUGAGGACCUUGUUGAGAGGUUUGUCAAGGCCCUCAAAGACUGCGGCAUCUCGCCGUACGUGGUGCUGGACGGGGGCAUAGCUCAAACUGACAAGAAGGAUGAAACCAUUAGAUUAAGAGCAAUGGAUCGGCUCCAGAAAGCCCAUCAAGCAGUGGAGGGAACCAGGCAGGCUGUGAAUGGGAUCAAGAAAGUCCAUCAAGAUGCACAGGAGAGCAAGGUCUUGCCACAGAUGGCCAGUCUGGUGUUCAGACAAACGCUGGCCCGGCUGGAGGUCCCGGUGGCUCAGUGUUAUGCAGAGGCUGACCAGGAGAUCGCUGCCCUGGCCAAGGAGUGGAAGUGCCCGGUUCUCUCCAACGAUAGCGACUUCUUCAUCUUUGACCUCCCAGGGGGGCUGCUGCCCAUUUCUCAUUUCCAUUGGGAAGUGGUGAAGAGGAUUGGCUCACAGAGCUACAUCCCUUCUAAGAUCUACUACUCCUCCAGCUUCUGCAUUGUCUUUGACAUAGAGCCCCAACUUCUGCCAGCACUUUCCUCCUUGGCUGGAAAUGACUAUGUGAAGCUGCAAAGGUUGAAUGCAUCUAUUAGAUGGGCUGAGUUCGCUCCAGCAGUCAAUGGGAAAUCACCACAGCGCCUGAAGGGGCUGCUCUGCUGGCUGAAGGACUUCAAGCAACCUAUGGAGGCCUUUGAGGCAGCACUAGGACUGCUGAGAGAGAGAGAGCUGAGUGAGGAGAAAAAGGCAGAGGUGAUGGAGGGCUUAAACCUAGGGAUGGAGGAGUACCAGCUUCCUCCAAGCUCCUUGAAGAGGUUCUUCAUCGAUGGGGUUGCCCCUCCAUUCCCUGAAGUGGAAGAAGAGAUGGCAGGUUGGGUCUUGCUGCCGGUGAUGCGGGCACAGCUGACUUCAGACGUCCUCGAUGUUCUAUUGUUCAAUACCAUUACUCUCAGCUGUCCGGUGGACAGGGCAGACUUUCCCAGUGCUCACCUGACCUCCAGGCCGAUACGCCAGGUGAUGUACAGGCUGCUGCUGGGAGAGACUCUAGUGAAUGAGAAUGACAGAGAAGGCCUCCAGCUGAAAAGCUUCCAAGUCCAACCUGCAGCCAGCGGGGUCCCUGAGGAGCUGGAACUCAAGUCACUGAACCAGGCGGAGCCCUCUGUGUGUCUGCAGGUGUUACUGGAGGCUCUGGGGGUGCCUGAGGCCUGUCUGGAUGGACUGCAGCCUCACCUGCGCCUCCUGGUGGCAGUGACCUGCUUCUGGCUGCAGAGAGCCGAGCCUAAACCGGACGAGACGCUGCUGAAGGCGCUGCUGCUGGGAGUAAGUCAUGGAGACUCACUGAGACAACAAGCAGCUUUGAAGAGAGAGAAGAAACCCUUGAAACUGCGGCUUGACGCAGACGUCCUCCACUCCUUCAACCAAUGGCAGGGAUGCCUGAGGCAGAGCGUCCACCUGAACCAGCUGCUGGGCUUCCCCUUACCUGAACCACAGAUCGCACGGUGUUAUGAGGGAACGUUGGUCCACAGGCUGGUCCACAUGUUGAGGAGGGAACGAAAACUGAAAACCCUUUUGAAGAGCGAACCCUCAGUUAUGAGAGAGUACCACAAGAUGCUCACCAUCGUUCAAAGGUUUCACUUUGAGGAGGCGUUGAUGCUGACGAGAGUGAAAAGGCGGGAACUGGAGCCUCUAAAGGACCUGACUCCCACCCUGAUGGACCUCUUCUACCUGUACGAAGAAGACGAGGUCAGCAGUGCCGUCCAAGUACACAAGGAUCUUUAUCUGGAUGAUAUUUUGUCCGUGAGAACUCGGUACAGAUCGAAGGAGAGGAGCAGCCGCUGUGACAAUCUGAUCAUGGCCCGUAAACAGGAGUGCCGGCGCUGUGACCUCCAGGUUUAGGUCUGAUCCAGGGACUCACUGACCUCCUUCAGUCCUGAUUCAGUGCUGUUUUUGUUAUGACAAGACCAAAGGUCGUAUUCAAGAAGCCUCUUAAGUACUAAGAGUUGCUCCCAUUGACAACAUUCAAAAAAAGUCUUAGAGUCAGGACAUUUUCUAAGAAUUUCCCGUUAAAGUUCAGACUAGAUCCUUUUAAAGAUGAAAGUUAUUCACAAAGCGUCUUAGCCCUUAAGAGAGCUCCUGAGGUGUCAAAGUGUGAGGAGGACUUAAAACAGGAUGAAGAGUAGAACAGAGAAAUAAUAAAAUAAAUUUAAAAAAAACCCACCUACGUGUGGACGAGGGCUAAAAUAUCUUGCUGUUGAUAAUAUGUCUUUGCCUUUAAGGUACAAGCAGGUUUUAUAUUUUAAAUGCAGAGACUUUUGACUAUUUUUGAUAUUUUGAUGUGUGAUAAAGUUUAUUAAUACGUCCACUCAAAGAGAGGAGUCAUCAGGAGACAUCAGGGACUUUUUUUGUGCUCCAUGCUGGAUGUUUUAAAAAGUUCACAUUUUUCAGAUGGCUUUUGAUGUGAUGUCACUUAACGUUAUUUUAUUAUGUUAACAGAUUGAUUUGUUGUAUGUAUGGGAAAACUUUGUACUUUAAUAAAGUCUUUACAUGAAUGGUU